Messenger RNA from Staurois parvus, 1533 nucleotides. Lineage: Eukaryota; Metazoa; Chordata; Amphibia; Anura; Ranidae. The record is from the annotation of a GenBank genome assembly.
UGGUGUCGUCGGGGAGCCGAGCUCAGGAGAGCAGCAUGUGGGACAGUUGUGGUGCUGGGGAUCAUCACCGCCGUCUUAGCCUGGGUAUGGUUCGGGAGGGGGAAGGAGCAGGACCCGGUCCAAGAGAGAGAGGACGCAGGACCAGGGACCCAGCUCACCUUCCACCAUCAGGAACCUGAGUCCGAGCACACCCAGCCUCAGAAGACGUCUGAUAAUGAGCCAAUGCUCCAUGCUGGAGAAGACCUCCUCACACAUGACACCACUACUCAGCUGUACACCACAGAAAGCAGUACAAGACAUGAAGUGGAUGACCAAGGUGACCCCUUCUCAUAUGAAGACCAGAGCACUCCAAAGGAGCACCCUACAGGAGAAGACCUUGUGCAGCACCAUGCAGGAGAUCUACACCACCUACAGAAAGAGGUGCACCUCAGACAAGAACCCCUGGAAGAGUCCACACCUGACGUUCACCACUCCACAGGUUUAGAGGAACAGGUCAAUGAAGAUCUGGGCUCUUCAGAUGAUGAGUUGGUGGGUGCUGGAGAGGACCUUCACCUCUCUGUUGGUGCACAGGUCACUGUGGAGGAUUUGAAACCUUCAACAGUCACAGAGGAAAAGUUGGUGCCAACCAGUAAAGAAGAGAACGACUUCAUUGUCCCAGAUAAAGUGCUGCCCAUCGGUGUGGAGACUGGCUUGAUGCACCCAGCUCAUGUCCAGGAUGGAGUGACACUGAUAAAUGGAGGUGACGAGCGAGUACAGAAAGCGGAUGUAACAGUGUGUCUCCAAGGGAAUUUCACAAAUGGCAAUGCACCAAAUGUUACCACUUCUAAGCAAGUCAAUAGAUCGGCAAGUGAAAAGAAUGUUGACCAGUUUGACCACCAUAAACUUGAGUCUUAUGAGCAAUCAGAAAUGGACCUGGCGGUUAAUAAGCUGUCAGUUACCCUGGAAAAUACAACCUGCGCACAAGUUAAUGGUCACAUAACUAACAACGUAUCAACUGAAAGUUGUCACGCAGAGGUGGCAAUCCCCCAGAAAUUAGAAGCUGUGAUUCUGACAAGUCAAACAAAUCCAAGUGUGGACAGAUGUGUACUCUUACAUUUAACCAACCAAGAAGGGGAAAGUAAUGAUUCCAACGGGUCAGGCUCUAGUGACAACAGUUGCUUUGCUACUCACUCCGAGGCAAAACUAAAUGAUGUUGACCCUCAAAGGACAAAAAGGGUGGCUGCAGUACAGCCAAUCCCACAUAAUGUAAGUCUUGGCUUCAGAGUGCACUACAUCACGCACUCCGACUCUCAGCUGAUUGCAGUCAUUGGGGAUCAUGAGAAACUUGGUGAAUGGGAGAGCUAUGUCCCCCUAACUUCUGAUAAAGACGGUUAUUGGUCACAUUCAGUUGCUCUGCCAGCUGAUGCCAACGUAGAGUGGAAAUUUGUAAUGGUGGAAAAUGGGAAAAUCAAAAGAUGGGAAGAAUGCUACAACAGGCAUUUAAGAACUGUGCAUGAAGAUCUUGCCACCCAGCAGUGGUGGGGCUAUCCAUAA